AUGGCGCCUCCACCGUCCCGCCGCAGGAGCUCGGUGGCCACCUCGGCCUACCGGUUCAGGAAGAUGAGCAUCAUGCAUGAGCAGGGCAAUACUUUUGGUCCGUCGUUGACGACUCUCUACUGCGGUAUCUCCGCCGUCUUUGCCGAUGACCAAACCGCCGUCGUGGCCAUUGCCAUUCAUGACACUGUCUACCUGAUCGACUACUCCGUCAAACAUGUCGUCCUCGGCGAUGCCCUUCACAUGGGUCAAGAUGCCAUUGCCGACUACGUACUUUCCACGCUCGAGGUGUACGAGCACGAUAACUUCUCCAAGUUCAUCGGCGCCGGCUUGCCCAUCACGCUCAAGUAUAUGAGCCCUACGCUGUGCUCUCGUCUCUGGCUUGACAUGGACAUUGUCCCGGUUGUUACCCGUCCAGAUGAGGACGGCAAAAGGGAGAACUUUUGGGAUAUCAAACGAGUGGACGAACAGGCGGAUUCCAUGGCUCGCAAGUGUAUUAUGAACUUUGGCCCUUCACUCGUCCCCCACCUGCAGGUCGGUUUUCGAGGCGUUGUGCAGACCGAUGCCGGCUUCCGGGUUCACCUCGUGACCCCCCAGAACCACAAAGACGCCUGCGGCAGGCCGACGUGGGAUUCCAUGGCUCAUUAUGCAACCAAGCUGCGACGGAACAAGAUAAGGGUCGCCUUCUUCAGCAGUACCCCUCAGGGUGGUGGCGUCGCCCUCAUGCGACAUGCUCUCGUACGAUUCGCACGGCUCAUGGGCGUUGACCUAACCUGGUACGUCCCCAAACCGAGGCCUGGCGUCUUCCGCAUCACCAAAACUAUGCACAACAUCCUCCAAGGUGUCAGCCAUCCCGAGCAGCGCAUCUCGGCCGAAGAGAAACAAUCGAUCCAUGACUGGAUCACGGACAAUGCCUAUCGCUAUUGGUUGUCUGAGGGUGGUCCCCUUCGCCCUGUCGAAGAGGGUGGAGCCCAUGUCGUCAUUAUUGACGAUCCUCAGAUGCCUGGUCUCAUCCCCCUCAUCAAGAAGCUCACGCCAAACCGACCAGUCCUCUACCGGUCGCAUAUCCAAAUCCGUAGUGACCUGACGGCCAUGGCCGGGUCGCCGCAGGCCGAUGUCUGGGACUUUCUCUGGAAUAACAUCCAGAAAGCCGACAUGUUCAUUAGUCAUCCAAUUCCCCUAUUCGUUCCCCACAAUGUGCCCCACGAGAAGGUGGCCUACAUGCCGGCCACGACAGAUUGGCUAGACGGCCUCAACAAGCCGCUCAGUACAUGGGACAUGGGGUAUUACGGCCACAUCUACAACACGGCUUGCCUCCACCAGCGAAUGGCGGAGCUGCAGUGGCCGACGCGGAAGUACAUCGUCCAGGUUGCCAGGUUUGACCCUUCCAAGGGAAUCCCGACCGUCAUCGAUGCCUAUGGCGAGUUCCGGCGGCUCCUGGAAGAGGCCGGGGUCGAAGACUCCCCGCAGCUCGUGGUGUGCGGCAAUGGUUCCGUGGAUGACCCCGAUGCCAGCAUGAUUUUUGACGAGACCAUGACCCAGCUAGAGACGUUUUAUCCACAUCUCGUUGAUGACUGCAGCGUGAUGCGUCUUGACCCCAACGACCAGCUCCUCAACACCCUGAUCCGCAGUUCCCACGUAACUCUGCAGCUCUCCACGCGCGAGGGUUUCGAGGUCAAGGUGUCAGAAGCUCUCCAUGCGGGUCGGCCGGUCAUUGCGUCCAGGGCCGGCGGCAUUCCCCUGCAGAUCAAGGAUCAGGUGAACGGAUUCCUUGUCGAGCCCGGUGACUGGAAGGCGGUGGCCCAACACCUCAUGGACCUCUUCACCGACGACGAGCUGCACGCCAGGAUGAGCCACGCUGCUGCCACGGGCGUGAGCGACGAGGUAGGCACCGCGGGCAACGCUCUAUGCUGGUUCUAUCUGGCAUCCAAGUGGGCCGAGGUCGGCGUGAAACCGGGUCUGCCGGGCAAUGAGAGAUGGGUCAAUGACAUGGCUCGAGAAGAGGCGGGCAAGCCGUACAAUGAGAGUGAAAACCGGCUGCCGCGACAUUUCACGCAGAGGAAGGAGAGGCCGGUUGUCGUCGUAAAGGUGGAGCGCGGUGAGGAUGGAGAAAAGGCAGAAAAUGGGGAAAAUGGGGAAUAG
Messenger RNA from Sodiomyces alkalinus F11, 2139 nucleotides. RefSeq names its product clock-controlled-9 protein. NCBI's taxonomy places the organism in Eukaryota, Fungi, Ascomycota, Sordariomycetes, Glomerellales, Plectosphaerellaceae. The transcript has 5 exons. The record is from RefSeq and is a predicted model, not a curated record. Gene Ontology annotation, molecular function: glycosyltransferase activity. Bases 1 to 2139 code for a protein of 712 amino acids.